Echinops telfairi (small Madagascar hedgehog) is the source of this 1112-nucleotide messenger RNA. It is a transcript of the gene CHST11, whose product is annotated as carbohydrate sulfotransferase 11. The transcript is spliced from 3 exons. The record is from RefSeq and is a predicted model, not a curated record. Gene Ontology annotation, cellular component: membrane. NCBI's taxonomy places the organism in Eukaryota, Metazoa, Chordata, Mammalia, Afrosoricida, Tenrecidae. Bases 16 to 1074 code for a protein of 352 amino acids. Gene Ontology annotation, biological process: carbohydrate biosynthetic process; proteoglycan biosynthetic process. Gene Ontology annotation, molecular function: sulfotransferase activity.
AUCCAGGACAAAGCCAUGAAGCCGGCGCUGCUGGAAGUGAUGAGGAUGAACCGAAUUUGCCGGAUGGUGCUGGCCACUUGCUUGGGAUCCUUUAUCCUGGUCAUCUUCUAUUUCCAAAGUAUGUUGCACCCAGUCAUGCGGAGGAAUCCCUUUGGUGUGGACAUCUGCUGUCGGAAGGGGUCCCGCAGCCCCCUGCAGGAGCUCUACAACCCCACCCAGCUGGAGCUCUCCAACACGGCCAUCUUGCACCAGAUGCGGCGGGACCAGGUCACCGACACGUGCAGGGCCAACAGCGCCCUGAGCCGCAAGCGCCGGGUCCUGACCCCCAACGACCUGAAGCACCUGGUGGUGGACGAGGACCACGAGCUCAUCUACUGCUACGUGCCCAAGGUGGCGUGCACCAACUGGAAGCGGCUCAUGAUGGUCCUGACGGGCCGGGGCAAGUACAGCGACCCCAUGGAGAUCCCGGCCAACGAGGCCCACGUCUCGGCCAACCUGAAGACCCUGAACCAGUACAGCAUCCCCGAAAUCAACCACCGCUUGAAAAGCUACAUGAAGUUCCUGUUCGUGCGCGAGCCCUUCGAGAGGCUGGUGUCGGCCUACCGCAACAAGUUCACCCAGAAGUACAACAUCUCCUUCCACAAGCGCUACGGCACCAAGAUCAUCAAGCGCCAGCGCAAGAACGCCACCCAGGAGGCACUGCGCAGGGGGGACGAUGUCAAGUUCGAGGAGUUCGUGGCCUAUCUCAUCGACCCGCACACCCAGCGGGAGGAGCCCUUCAACGAGCACUGGCAGACCGUGCACUCGCUGUGCCACCCAUGCCACAUCCAUUACGACCUCGUGGGCAAGUACGAGACGCUGGAGGAGGACUCGAACUAUAUCCUGCAGCUGGCGGGCGUGGGCAGCUACCUGAAGUUCCCCACCUACGCCAAGUCCACGCGAACUACUGACGAAAUGACCACGGACUUCUUCCACAACAUCAGCGCCGAGCACCAGACGCGGCUCUACGAGGUCUACAAACUCGAUUUUCUCAUGUUCAAUUACUCAGUGCCAAGCUACCUGAAAUUGGAAUAACGGGGGCGGGGCGCCGCUGGGGAGAGGGAGAGAGAAGC